AUGGGAAAUUGCAAUAUUACUGAUAAGAAGGACCUUCCAGAUUCAGCAAGUACUUAGAAUUUAAUAAAGAAGUUCUGUCCGUGCAUAACUUUGAAUUUAUUGAAGUCCUGGGGAAAGGAGGAUUUGGGAAGGUUUGGAAAGUUAAGAGAAGAAAAAACAAAAGUUAUUUUGCUCUAAAAGUGAUGUCAAAGGCAAAGUAAUAAAUUUGUUGUUAUAAAAUAAGGGUCAUCUCAAAAAAGAGUGUAUCUUCAGUAAUGAAUGAGAGAACACUAUUGAGUUAACUAAGACAUCCAUCUCUGAUCAAUAUGAUAGCUGCAUUUUAAGAUAGAGAAAACUUAUAUCUUGUUAUGGAUUUAUUAAGUGGAGGAGAUCUCCGUUAUCAUAUUGGAAAGAAUAAGAAAUUUUCAGAGGAAGAAACUAGUAUAUAUUUCAAUAUAGAAUUUAGAAUUCUUUUGUGCAUGUAUUAUCAUUGCACUAGAAUAUCUGCAUUCAUAAGGUAUAAUCCAUAGAGAUUUGAAACCUGAGAAUUUAGUGUUUGAUUCUGAAGGCUAUCUUAGAUUGACAGAUUUAGGAAUAGCUCGUAUAUGGAGACCCGAUAAUUCAUCUGAUACAAGUGGAACUCCUGGCUAUAUGGCACCAGAAGUACUAUGUAGAUAAAAUCAUGGCAUUGCUGUUGAUUAUUUUGCUUUGGGUGUUAUAGUUUAUGAAUGCAUGUUGGGAAGAAGACCAUAUGUAGGGAAAUCUAGAUAGGAGAUAAGAGAUAAUGUAUUAGCCAAAUAAGUGUAAAUUAAAAGAAAUGAAAUGCCAGUUUCAUGGUCUUUAGAAGCUGGUGAUUUUGCCAAUCAAGUAAUAUAAAUUUAAACUUAUAAGUUGAUUUAACGAAAACCAGUUUAAAGAUUAGGAUCAGAUAAUCCAGAAGCUGUAAAAAAUCAUCCAUGGUUUAAAGGAUUUGAGUGGAAUAAAUUACUAAAUAAAGAAUUGCAUCCUCCCUAUAUUCCUCGUAGUUCCAGUAAUUAAGGAGGGUCUACUCAGGAUACAGAAUAGGAUGCAAAUGAAAUUAAUAUGUUGCUUCGAAGGAACUCUAUCUAAGGUAUUUAUAAUUAAUAAUUGUAUUAUAUAGCUUAAUUCGAUGGAUAUAAUUAUGAUCCUAAUGAAGCUAUGAUAGCAGAACCAUCUAAAUUCUGA
Molecule: messenger RNA, 1185 nt
Organism: Paramecium primaurelia
Lineage: Eukaryota; Ciliophora; Oligohymenophorea; Peniculida; Parameciidae
Source: the annotation of a GenBank genome assembly